Seriola dumerili (greater amberjack) is the source of this 1665-nucleotide messenger RNA. RefSeq names its product adenosylmethionine decarboxylase 1 (gene amd1). NCBI's taxonomy places the organism in Eukaryota, Metazoa, Chordata, Actinopteri, Carangiformes, Carangidae. Gene Ontology annotation, biological process: spermine biosynthetic process; spermidine biosynthetic process. Gene Ontology annotation, molecular function: adenosylmethionine decarboxylase activity. The coding region runs from base 182 to 1192 and encodes 336 amino acids. The record is from RefSeq and is a predicted model, not a curated record. The transcript has 9 exons. Gene Ontology annotation, cellular component: cytosol.
UAUUAGCUAGCACUCGCUAACGGUAUUCUCUGUAAAAGGGAAGACGGUAACUCAAGAAAAUCAACACCUGAAUUACUUAAAGGACUGUACCUCAAUAAAUUAUAACUGAUCGAGGAAGGAUUAAUUAAGCUGUAAACGUUACAACCGACGUUUGAUAUUUUUGUUGGGUGUCUGUUGUCUCAUGAUGGAAGAUAACACUGCACAUUUCUUCGAGGGGACCGAGAAGCUGUUGGAGGUGUGGUUCUCUCGGCAGGAUGAGACCAAAGGAACCGGGGACCUCCGUACCAUCCCAAGGUUUGAGUGGGACAAACUUUUGGAGAAUGUGCAUUGUUUGAUCAUAAGUGUGACAAAGACUGACAAGCAGGAAGCUUAUAUACUCAGUGAGAGUAGCAUGUUUGUCUCCAAGAGACGUUUCAUUUUGAAGACAUGCGGAACCACCCUCUUGCUGCAAGCACUGGUGCCUCUGCUGGAACUCGCCAGGGAGUACUGCGGCUUUGAUGCCAUCGAGAACUUCUUCUACUCCCGCAAGAAUUUUAUGAAGCCGACCCAUCAAGAGUUCCCUCAUCGAAACUUCCAGGAGGAAGUGGACUUUCUCAGCGAGAUUUUCCCAAAUGGUGCAGCCUACUGUAUGGGGCGUUUGAACUCUGACUGCUGGUACCUGUUUACCUUGGACUUACCAGAGUACUGGGAAAACAAGCAUGCAGAUCAGACACUGGAAGUUCUGAUGAGCGACCUUGAUCCAGCCAUUAUGGACCAGUUCUAUAUGAAAGAUGGUGUUUCUGCAAGUGAUGUCACUCGUAUGAGUGGAAUUCGUGACCUGAUACCAGGUUCUGUGAUCGAUGCCACAAUGUUCAACCCUUGUGGAUAUUCAAUGAAUGGAAUGAAGACUGACGGAACUUACUGGACCAUCCACAUCACCCCUGAGCCGGAGUUCUCCUACGUCAGCUUCGAAACCAACCUCUCCCAGACGUCGUACGAUGAUCUGGUUAGGAAGGUGGUGGAGGUGUUCAAGCCAGGAAAAUUUGUGACUACCCUUUUUGUCAAUCAGAGCUCCAAAUGUCGCAGUGUCUUUUCUUCUGCCCAGAAACUCGAGGGCUACAAGCGUCUCGACCGCCAGUUGGCUCAGUUCAACGACUACAAUUUUGUCUUCACAAGUUACGCCAAGAAUCGCCAGCAGAACCAGCAGAGCUGAGGGUUGAGGAUGAAGAAGAGGCGUAAAAAGAAAGGCGGCCGCCCGGGGCUCACCCCCUGUAUCCGGCUUUACCCCCCAGUAGAGAGCUUCUCGUCCUCCCCCUCCCCUUCCUCCUCCUCCUCAUCCUCCUCCCUCCUCCCUCCCUCCUCCUUCUGCUGCUGCUGCCGUGGUUCAGGACCUCCCGGUGCUGACGCGGUUGCGAGCCCUAGCUUAACCUCCAGUUUGAGUUGUUUGCAUUGUACCUGUGACUUAGAUCUCUUGCAUGAAAGCUCUUUUCUCUGUUUCGAUAUUCUAGCUCACUCUUGCUGUGAUCUUGAAGUGCAUGUAGAGGAAUUAAACACGCUCCGUUUGAGGCUGUCCACCUGUGCCCAGUACAACGGUCCCUUCCUGCAGGUCUCCCCCCUCAUCCCCCACAGACAAGGCUUCCGCCCGCACUAGGCCAGGGCCCUGACAUGCUCAGAUCCGUCUGCCUC